Gavia stellata (red-throated loon) is the source of this 1223-nucleotide messenger RNA. It is a transcript of the gene MEST, whose product is annotated as mesoderm specific transcript. NCBI's taxonomy places the organism in Eukaryota, Metazoa, Chordata, Aves, Gaviiformes, Gaviidae. Gene Ontology annotation, molecular function: catalytic activity. The transcript has 11 exons. The record is from RefSeq and is a predicted model, not a curated record. The coding region runs from base 1 to 981 and encodes 326 amino acids.
AUGAAGGAGUGGUGGGUGCAGGUGGGGCUGCUGAGCGUGCCCCUCCUCGCCGUCUACCUGCACAUCCCGCCCCCCAAGCUCUCCCCGGCUCUCCUCUCCUGGAGGUCCUCCGGAGGCUACUUCACCUACAAGGACCAGAACAUCUUCUACAGAGAUUCAACCGGCGCUGUUGGCAGCUCCGACGUCGUCAUCCUCCUGCACGGCUUCCCAACCUCCAGCUACGACUGGUGCAAGAUCUGGGAAGGGCUGACCCAGCGGUUUCACCGGGUGAUUGCUCUGGAUUUUGUAGGAUUCGGUUUCAGUGACAAGCCUAGGCCCCACCACUAUUCCAUCUUUGAGCAAGCCAGUAUCGUCGAGGGGCUGGUGCGUCACCUCGGCCUCCACCACCAGAGGAUUAAUCUCCUGUCCCAUGAUUACGGGGAUACAGUCGCACAGGAGCUGCUACACAGGUAUGAGCACAAUAAAACUGGAAGCAUCUUGAUCAACAGCCUCUGUUUAUCCAACGGAGGGAUUUUCCCCGAAACGCACUACCCCCGGUUCAUCCAGAAGAUCCUCAAGGAUGGGGGUUUGCUGUCCCCCAUCAUCACACGGCUGAUGAACUUCUUUUUCUUCUCCAGGGGGCUCGGGGCAGUCUUUGGACCCUACACACAGCCUUCGCAGGCAGAAUACUGGGAUAUGUGGACGGCAGUGCGGACCAACGAUGGCAAUCUUGUUGUUGACAGUAUUUUGCAGUACAUAAACCAGAGAAAGAAGCACAGAGACCGCUGGGUUGGGGCUUUGAUGUCCACCUCUGUCCCAUUGCAUCUAAUCUAUGGGCCCCUGGACCCUGUGAAUCCACACCCAGAGUUUCUACAGCUUUACAAGAAGGUGCUUCCCAUGUCCACGGUGUCUGUGCUGGAUGACCACAUUAGCCACUAUCCACAGCUGGAGGACCCGACAGGCUUCCUGAACGCGUAUCUGAACUUCAUCAACUCCUUCUGAGCUGCUGCAGCUCAGUUCUCGCUCUCUGUUUAUGAGUCAGGCUUUGGGGGCAGGAAGAAACCUUGAUUUUUAUCUCCAGAUCCAACACUUUGCACUAACACCCUAAUCUUCGGCUGCUAAACUGCUGCAUUUAUGCAGUCAAAUCCUUUGAGCACCGGAAAAGAUUAGCCUGCAGGGAGGCAUGGACAAAACCGCCAGCCUAAGUAGAGUUACAGGACGCUGACAGCUCUUCCAGGCCUGCA